Scatophagus argus is the source of this 2356-nucleotide messenger RNA. RefSeq names its product transmembrane serine protease 13a (gene tmprss13a). Gene Ontology annotation, cellular component: membrane. The transcript is spliced from 13 exons. Gene Ontology annotation, molecular function: serine-type endopeptidase activity. NCBI's taxonomy places the organism in Eukaryota, Metazoa, Chordata, Actinopteri, Scatophagidae. Bases 440 to 1924 code for a protein of 494 amino acids. Gene Ontology annotation, biological process: proteolysis. The record is from RefSeq and is a predicted model, not a curated record.
UGAGUGCCCUGACAGCUCAGCUGGUGUCAUUUGAGCCAUAAUGGAGCUUCAUACUGUGAAACAAGCUUGGACGGUCUCUGGCUGCCACAAACCGGUCUGGCAGGUGGGAAAGUGGUGCACUGGUCACGCCCGUCUCUUGUGAAGGGAAGAAUGAAGGAUUGAGAGAAUGAUGGAGGCUUGAGGAGGGAGGAGUUGGACAGAGAGGGGAGAGGCGGACUUACCUGUUGCUUGGAUGAAGGUCAGUGACAAACACAGAGUAGAAUAGAAAGCAGGGGAACAGAAAAGAGAGAAAAGAUUCAAGGUGUUUAUUGUGUAUGUUCUAACUGCUGUAUGUUCUAACCGCUGCUCCGUGACUGAGUAAACUCCUGGAUGUUAAGGAGCUCCACCCUCCUGCCACCUGCACUCACCUCCAUUCUUCACUCUAUGCUGACUGAGUCCGAUGGCAAAGCAUGACCCGAACGAGCCCCCUCCCCCGUACUACUCUGUUGCCGUGCACACGCAGCCCCCCCUCAAGCCUUAUGAGGAGGUGGUGUAUGGCGUGGGCCCGGGCGUGACACCCCCCGCCCACCCGCAUUACAUCCCCCAGUACCCACCACCUGUGGUUGCUCCCCAAGUCACACGGUCAAGCAUACCCCCCAGCAGUAAGAGGAAUAGAUGCUGCAAGAGUAAUUCCCAGUGUUAUGGAGGGUCAGGGGGAGCCUUACUACUGCUCAUUCUGCUGGCACUGGCCAUCUGGCUUGGAGUUCGUUAUGGCACUCGGCUGGCAACAGUAGCGAUCCUCUACGAUGACGACGAUGAUCACGUAGAUGAAAUUCAUUCUGUGACAAGGUACGACACCUGCCCCAACAAUACUGUCCAAUGUGAUGCAAUACGUGACUGCCAGCUGGGCACUGAUGAAACAAACUGUGUGAGGUUUGGCACAGACCGCAGCCUGCAGGUCAAGACAUCUCAAGAUGGCCGCUUCCUACCCGUGUGCUACAAAGGCUGGGAUGAGAGCUAUGCUGACCAGAUCUGUCGUCAGCUAGGAUUCAGAGGGUCCUAUGUCACCAAAGCUAUUCAGUCCCAGGAGUCCAUUGCUUUAACAGUGACCAGCAGAUCGAUUAAGCCCAUCCAGGGUCUGGUAGAAGUCAGCUCUUCCUGUCCAGACCAGGAGAAAGUGUCCCUGCAGUGCAUUGACUGUGGUCGGCAGCAGUCUACAUCCCGGAUCAUUGGGGGCAGCGUGGCAAAGGAGGGUCAGUGGCCUUGGCAAUUGUCGCUCCAUUACAAAGGAUCCCACGUCUGCGGAGGAGUUCUGAUCUCUCCUGAUUUUGUGCUGACUGCUGCCCACUGCUUCCCAAGAAGCAACCCCUCAUCUUUAUCAGCCAGAAACUGGAAAGUGUAUAGUGGAGUGGUGUCUCUGAACAGACUACCUCAGCCUUACUUGGUUGAGAAGAUCAUACUGAACGAGAACUACAACACCCAAACUAAUGACCAGGACAUCGCUAUGCUCAAACUUACAUCUCCAGUUGUUUUCAAUGAUGUGGUUCAGCCAGCUUGUUUGCCAACCUUUAACCAGCGAUUUCCCGAAGGAACCAAGUGCUGGACCUCCGGUUUUGGCACCACUGUGGCGGGAACAGGCACUGUCUCCAGUGAUCUGAUGGAGGUGACCGUGGACAUCAUUGGUAAAGAAGUGUGCAACAGCCCGAGUGUGUAUCAAGGCGCCGUCACCAACAACAUGAUCUGUGCUGGGGACCUGAAUGGUGGCAAAGACUCCUGCCAGGGAGACAGCGGUGGACCUCUGGUGUGUCAGGGGGAGAACCGUUGGUACCUGGUGGGGAUCACUAGCUGGGGAUCUGGCUGCGGUGAAAGAAACAAGCCUGGAGUUUAUUCCAAAGUCAGUAGUCUCUUGCCCUGGAUCUACAGCAGCAUGCAGGAGAGGCCAUGAUGUCCUUUUGUCUCCUGCUGCUUUCCCCACGUCCCCAAUGAACCCUGUACUAUGAAGUCACCUCAGAGUGAUUUACAUUUACACUUGACGAGGAGACACUAUAGAAGGAAAGACCGACUGAAUGACAGCAUGAUGAAAUUCUCAAGUUGAGACUUCUGUCUCAGUGUUGCACAUCAUCUCAGUUCAUCCUCUCUCAUAUGGUAUUUAUGUGUAUUACCCGAACCUGAUUGCUUAUACAUGCUAAUCGACGCGCUGACUCCGGUCUUGCAUUCUUGAUUUUAUUCUCCUGUCUCUUGAUGUGUCAGUCAUACAAAUAUACCAAUGUUUACCUAAGAGUUUGAGCAAACUUUAAAGAUGGCUGGCCCUUCUCCUGUGUGUUCUGUGCCAAUGAAACACAGUCCACUCUCCUGUGAUCUCCUUUUUAAAGAAUGA